AUGUCAAGUAGACUCUCCUUCGCCUCCCCUCUUCCAUCACGCUCAUCUCCAACCCACACAUCAACCACCCUCCUUGCCCAUCAAUUCCACUCAGAACUUUCCAACUACCGCAACCAGAUCCGCCCAUUGCGGAUAAUCACGAGCAUGCCGUCUUCUCUUAACGUCCCCAAAAAACGACGCCAGCGUCACGCUACGCCCUCUGAGAAGGCAGUCAAGCUAGGAAAGGAAAGCGUAUCUGCAGCAUCUCGAGUUCUGCAUACUGUCGAGCUGGUGGAAAUGAUUAUCAACGAACUUGAGAACAUGACCGACAUCCGCCAUUGUGGUAUGGUCUGCAAACAGUGGAAAGGAAUCGUAGAAACCAGCCUAGCUAUUCAGCGUCGUAUGAUUUUGUGGUGGCCGCUACCCCCGUCCAUUCUACCUUCAACUGGCAAGUAUGAGUGGAAGGGCUUCAUUGCUCCUAUGGCUCCAUAUUAUCAACACCCUGUCUUCGAGGACAAGAAGCUGCGCACAUCCAAUCUCUCUAUGUGUAUGACAGUGCAGCAAGAUUACAGUAUUCACCUCUCCUUCAAACAGGAUCUCAAGGAGCCAAUCCUUUCAAAUGGAUUUGAUUGCGAGACGGCAACCUGCCGACACCUACUCAUCUCGAUGCCCGCCCCCAUGACAGUAAACGUGCGAUGCACGUUCUACAACAUCUCCAAGUCCUGGGACCUAGAAGGAACAGUCUCAUGCGCUAACGGCGUCCACAUCGGUGAUUUGCUCGACUGUUUCCGCGAUAUGGAGUCCCUCACUAAGAUGGCUGAUCGAAUGGAAUCGAAGAUCAACAUGCUGCUCGUCAUUGGAGGAGUUGUCCCUGGCGCGGCACAGUCCCUGAUCUUCUGCCUCUGGCUUGCACGCAUGGGGUCGAAGUUCCUCAUCUUAUUUUUCUUUUGCAUGGCCGUGGCAGGAUACUGUCCCCACUUUGGAGUCCAACUACUUCUCCUCUGCUUCUUGCUAGGUCGAGCGAUUUUGGUGAUGUUGAGGCUGCGAUUUGGCCGCAACAAGAUCCGGUUCCGUGGAGGCUCCUCGUGGGUAGGAACGCCGUCUCGGCUGUGUCUAUUCGUCAGAGUAGGCUUCUUCUUUCUCGCAUGGGGGCUGCUCCCUCUCGUUCAGGUUUUUUUAGAAUUGUCGUUAUGGGCGGAAGUUAAAUACGGGUGGAAGUGCUUACUGCGAUGUCUACUAAAUACAGGAUAUCUCAUCAUAGGAUGAUUGUGAAGCUGGACUAAAGAGGUUUCCGUGGGGACGACAUACGGCCUGACUAGAUCUAUUUCUCUUGAUCACUCGUUUGAUAACUACCAGUUUUCCUCGUUAUUUAGCAGCUGAGGUUGGUGACGGUCUAGGCUGAGUACCCAAU
Messenger RNA from Mytilinidion resinicola, 1390 nucleotides. RefSeq lists its product as uncharacterized. NCBI's taxonomy places the organism in Eukaryota, Fungi, Ascomycota, Dothideomycetes, Mytilinidiales, Mytilinidiaceae. Gene Ontology annotation, molecular function: protein binding. The record is from RefSeq and is a predicted model, not a curated record. Bases 1 to 1245 code for a protein of 414 amino acids. The transcript has 2 exons.